Molecule: messenger RNA, 3201 nt
Organism: Salvelinus sp. IW2-2015
Lineage: Eukaryota; Metazoa; Chordata; Actinopteri; Salmoniformes; Salmonidae
Product: fatty acid CoA ligase Acsl3
Biological process (GO): long-chain fatty-acyl-CoA metabolic process; long-chain fatty acid metabolic process; neuron differentiation
Cellular component (GO): lipid droplet; endoplasmic reticulum; plasma membrane
Molecular function (GO): long-chain fatty acid-CoA ligase activity
Source: RefSeq, a predicted model, not a curated record
GUGAGCUGACUCUAAAACCAAGCUGUCUGUCAGUCCAUCCAUCAAGCGGAUCUAUCAGAGGAACCACCUGUGCAUGAGAAGGAACACAAUCAGUUUUCGAAAGAAGUGUUGGGGUGUAUCCGUCACACUUCCUGCUCCACCCACCCACCUCAACUCAGACUCCACCCAGUGACCCUUGACCCCUUACAUCCAAGAUGAAACUAAAAGAGGACAUGAACCCACUGCUGCUGCAGGUCUUCCGCUCAGUUGUCUGGGUCUACUCUGUCAUCACCUUCCUGCCCUGGUACCUGCUCUCGGGCGCUGGAGCCAACCUAGACCGGGCGCGGCGGGUCAAGGCACGGUCAGUGAGCGGUCGCCCGGCGGGCCCUUACCGGGCGACCAACCAUGAGGAUGGUAGCCAGCAGAAGCUGGUGUCUUCCUUGCACCCAGGAGUGGACACCCUGGACAAGGUGAUGGAGCAUGGAGCGGCCAGGUUCCCAGAGAGGAACUGCCUGGGCACGAGAGAGGUGCUGAGCGAGGAGGACGAGCUCCAACCCAACGGGAAGGUCUUCAAGAAGGUGAUCCUGGGGGAGUAUCAGUGGAUGUCGUAUGAGGAGACCUACCAGGCAGCAGUGUGUUUUGGCAGUGGGCUGGCCGCGCUGGGCCAGAGGCCUCAGUGUAACAUCGSCAUCUUCUGUGAGACCAGGGCCGAGUGGAUGAUAGCAGCACAGGCCUGCUUCAUAUACAACUUCCCAUUGGUGACGUUGUACUCCACUCUGGGCGGAGCGGCCAUUGCCCACGGUCUGAACGAGACUGAGAUCACCCACAUCAUCACCAGCAAAGACCUGCUACACAGCCGUCUCAAGGACAUUCUGUUGGAGGUGCCUCGGCUGCAGCACAUCAUCGUGGUGGACAGUAAGCCAACCAGUUGGCCCGGCUUCCCCCGUGGCAUCAUGGUCCACAACAUGGACGCCGUGCAAGAGCUGGGCUCCAGACCCGACAACAUGGCGGUGGCGCGCCGGCGGCCCCUGCCCUCUGACAUCGCUGUCAUCAUGUACACCAGCGGCUCCACGGGCAUCCCCAAGGGCGUCAUGAUCUCCCAUAGCAACAUCAUCGCGGGCGUCACAGGCAUGGCAGAGCGCAUCCCAGACCUGGAUGAGACAGACACCUAUAUUGGGUACCUGCCGCUGGCCCAUGUUCUAGAGCUGAGUGCAGAGAUGGUGUGUAUCUCUCACGGCUGCCGCAUCGGAUACUCCUCCCCACAGACGCUAGCAGACCAGUCGACUAAGAUUAAGAAGGGCAGUAAAGGAGACACCAGUGUUCUAAAACCUACACUCAUGGCUGCUGUACCGGAGAUCAUGGAUCGGAUCUAUAAGAAUGUGAUGACCAAGGUGGAGGAGAUGAGCAGUGUGCAGAGAACCCUGUUUGUGUUGGCCUACAACUAUAAGAUGGAACAGAUCACCAAGGGCUACAAGACCCCGCUCUGUGACAGUCUGGUGUUUAGGAAAGUGCGCUCGUUGUUGGGGGGUCACAUGAGGGUGCUGUUGUCAGGCGGAGCGCCCCUCUCCGCCGCCACCCAGCGCUUCAUGAACAUCUGCCUCUGCUGUCCCGUGGGCCAGGGCUACGGCCUCACCGAGACCUGCGGAGCUGGCACCAUCAGCGAGAUGUGGGACUAUCGCACAGGUCGGGUCGGCGCUCCUCUGAUCUGCUCCGAGAUCACCCUCAAGGACUGGGAGGAGGGUGGUUACUACAGCACAGACAAGCCACACCCGAGGGGGGAGAUUGUAAUCGGCGGGCCCAACGUGACUAUGGGUUACUACAAGAACGAGGUGAAGAACCGCGAGGACUUCUUCGUGGACAGCAACGGCCAGCGCUGGUUCUGUACAGGAGACAUCGGGGAGUUUCACCCAGACGGGUGCCUCAAGAUUAUCGACCGUAAGAAGGAUCUGGUGAAGCUCCAGGCUGGGGAGUAUGUGUCUCUGGGGAAGGUGGAGGCCAUGCUGAAGAACUGCCCUUUCGUAGACAACAUCUGCGCCUACGCCAACAGUGACCAGUCGUACGUGAUUGGCUUUGUGGUGCCCAAUCAGAAGCAUUUGAUGGCGCUGGCGGAGCAGAGAGGGUUACGGGGCAGCUGGGAGGAGAUCUGUAACAACCCUGACAUGGAGAAAGACGUUCUCCACGUCAUCACAGAGGCCGCUCUGUCAGCCAAACUGGAGCGCUUUGAGAUCCCUAGGAAGAUCCGUCUGAGUGCAGAGCCCUGGACACCGGAGACUGGCCUGGUGACCGACGCAUUCAAACUCAAACGCAAGGAGCUCAAAUCACACUAUCAGGAAGACAUCGAGAGAAUGUACGGUGGCAAGUAACACACACACAGACAUAUGCAAGGAAUCUAACAAACGCUAUCUAGAUGACAAGAAAACUGGAGAGAAUGUACGGCGGCAAGUUACACACAAACAGACACAGCCCCCCCCCCCCCCCCUUCCCAAGACAAAAGACAGAGGGGCCAAGCCAGUUGGAGCAACACCAGUUGCUUGUCUUCGCCAAAAGUUUUUAGGGGUCUGUGUGUUGCUAUGACGACGCUGUCAUCAUGGCGUGACUCGGCUGAGACACGGAAAAUGACACGUUAGUCUUGUCCCACUCCUCCGCUCCUCUCCUUUUUUUUCUCCUUCCCUUCUCUCUCCUAUCCUCCGUCUAGCAUGGUCCUCGGCCUCUGUGUGUAGUCCAGACACCUGAUAGUAGAAAGGAUGGUUUUUGUGUGAAUGUGGCCUGGAUCGUGUUCAUUAGGCAUCAAACGGAAGAAAACUGACUGAAACAGGGAGGGACUACCUGAACUUGUCCAACAAGAAAUGUUUUGCUAUGUUGUGCACUAAUGAAUACGACUCUGAAAAAUGAGGCCCUUCGGUUUAAACGUUCCACAUCCAGGUUUGAAUCUAUGCAGGGAUCUCUUUUAUUGUAUAAAUGUUUUGGGAUGUGGUGAUGUUUUGUUCAUGUUUCGUUAUUUUUCUUUUUUUAACGUAAUCGGUUUGUCUUGGUUCGUUUCCGAAACCUAUUCGAUGAACAUCUUGUGUCUGAGAGAAAUCAGUGUUUUGCGAAACCAUGAGAUUUUUGGAACGGAACUCGCAUUUUUUAUUUGCUCUCCUUAUUUCUUAUAUUUUUUCUGAAUGGUUUGUUUCUCAUUUAUCUGUUACCAAACUGACAUUAAAACAACAUGUUUUCCUCUUC